Phoenix dactylifera (date palm) is the source of this 636-nucleotide messenger RNA. The record is from RefSeq and is a predicted model, not a curated record. NCBI's taxonomy places the organism in Eukaryota, Viridiplantae, Streptophyta, Magnoliopsida, Arecales, Arecaceae.
AUGGGCGGUGAGGAGGAUGGAGGAGCGCGUUGCAGCGGUGACGGUGGCGGAUGGCGUAGUGGCGGCGAAGGGAGGGCGGAAGCUUCGGCGGCGGUGAUGGUGAAGGCCGAGGGCGGUGGCCGCAGUCGGGGAAGCGCUGCGGUGGAGGUCUCGAGCGAUGGCGGAAGGCGGACGGCUUGGCGGCGGACGAUGGGGCGGCAAACCGCGGCGGAAGAUGGAAGCGCCGACGUCGGAAACGGCACUGUGGUGGAGGCAGAAGCGGCGUGCGGUCAGGGGAAAAGGGCGCGGCGGAGGGUUCGGCGGGGAACUCAAGGCGGAGCGGCACCGGCGGACGCGGCGGAGACCUCGGCGGCGACGGGAGGCGGCUCGGGCUUGGGCGGCGCGGCUGGAACCAAGCGGCAGAGUGGCGGCGGCGCGACGGCGGAGGAGCGACGACUGCCACGACUCGGGGAAGACGAAGAGAUGAUUAACACAUUUGGUGGGUUUGAUCUGGUUAUUGGUGGAAGUCCAUGUAAUAAUCUUUCAGGUAGCAACCGCUAUAGUCGUGAUGGGCUGGAGGGUAAACAUUCAUCUCUUGUUUAUGAUUAUUUUCGCAUCUUAGACCUUGUGAAGUGUAUCAUGGGGAAGAACUUCUGA